Lytechinus pictus (painted urchin) is the source of this 3703-nucleotide messenger RNA. RefSeq lists its product as uncharacterized. The record is from RefSeq and is a predicted model, not a curated record. The transcript has a single exon. Bases 1555 to 2535 code for a protein of 326 amino acids. NCBI's taxonomy places the organism in Eukaryota, Metazoa, Echinodermata, Echinoidea, Temnopleuroida, Toxopneustidae.
UUUGGAUGUUAUUCAGACGGUUUAUGGCCUAUUGCAUGCUGUGUACAUAUAUAUAUAUAUACCAACGCAUGCGAAAUGGUUUCGGCUGGAGAGGUGAUCUGACCCAUGGAAUCAAUUGCCAGUGAUCAAUGCAAUAUCGAUUCGAUAAACUGUAAUGAUCUAUAUCUAAGCCUUAAUUCGGUAAGUUUUUCCUUACUCAAUAUGUACUCGAUUUGUUUGAAAAACCACUUUCUUAUCCAUGUCAUAAUCUACAUUUCGCAUGUCUCCAGCCAGCUGGAGUCAUAGCCAUGAUACAGGUACAGUCCCACCGCGAGCUCAGGCAGGCAAAUGGCAUGGCAUGGCAUGCUAGUAUCGUAUGAAAGAGCUUUGCACACGAAAAGCAAGAUCCAUAGGGCCUGUAACACAAAGCUUAGCAAUGAUUGUAGAACACUUUUCUACGUUUGAUUGUAUUGACUGUAAUGUACAAUCAAUCUAGACAAUCGAAUCUAUGAUUAAUCGUUAACUUUUGAGUUACCCGACUCUAAUCUCGCGUUGUAGAGGUUUGCGAAAGGUGGCUAAUAUCGGGAGGGAUUCAGCAACAUUCCGGAGGAAACCAGCAGAUAUCGGCUCGUUUUGAAAUGUUCAAAACCAGCUGAGUACCCUUCAAAAUGCUCCCGAAUGCAGUCACAACAAAUUUAAUUCGGGCAACAUUCGGGGUGUAUUCGAAUGAUAAUGGGUUGGAUUAGGGGAGGCAUUCGGAGUAUUUUGGCAAGAUUGGGACCUUUUCGUAUCAUUCGGGCAGUAACGGUCCGGGCUCGGCGCAUACGGCCAUAUUCGUUCCGAUUCGGGUCACCAUGCGGAUGGCCAUUCGGCUGUAAUCGGAGCGAUCGGGCCACAUUUGAGUCGGUUCUGGCCACCUUUGCCUCAAUUCUUGACAAAACUCGGUUGGAAUUCGGCUUUUUUCGGGAUGGCCAAAAUCUAUUCGGGUCAAUUCUUUGUGGGUCUGCAGUGCAUCGGGACCUAUUCGGGACCCAUUUUGUCUCUAUUCUGAUAGCUCUCCGAAUCACAGACGAAUAAGUUCCGAAGCCAUCCUAACCAUGCCAUAUUUGGACAGAAUCAGUCCGAAUUUAUUCGAGAGAAUUUGGUUUUGGUGUAAACAUAACUUAAAUUCCACUUUUAGUUUGAUAUAGCCUAAUUCUAGCCAUGUCUAUUUGAAAUAUAUCUGGACUGCAAAAUGCCCCGGUAUUAAUUUAACACCAGCCCGGUAUCUAAAUCGGAAAACACCAGUUUAGAAUUAAAUCUAUAUUAUUUCAACAGUAAUUGGCGUUGCUUAAAUGUCUUUCUGGUGUUAGCCUAACGCCAGUCUGGUUCUGUUUAAAAACGUAUCUGAUGUUUCUUAUAUACAUGUAGAUACCGGGCUGGAGUUAAAUUUCUGUUAACACCGGCAUUUUUAGUAUGAUGUAAAUCUGAGAGCCGUUUGGAGAGAACUUCUUGUAAAUUGCACAGAUGCAAGCCAUUGCUCUUAAAUAAGAUUUCGUUGUACCAUAUAUCUUUAACCUUUUUCUUGUUCAGAUAAUGGCCUCCAGGAUGGAUCGCUGGUUUAAUAUUUUCUUGCCUUCACUUCAAACGGAGCUGUUGUUUUUUGUGUCCGCCAUGCUAACACUAUCUUUAGUAAAACUUGGAUCUGCAUCAGAUGUGGACUCGAUUGAACGAAUGACUUUAAUUGCUGAUGAAGCUGGUAAUAUACCAUUCGAACUCCACUGGGACAUUGAUGAAAGUCUCGAAGUACACCCUUACUUUACUAUUCACUUAAACUCACUGGAACGCCCUUUUAACGUAAAUGGACAAAAUGAUCCGCUUGGGUUUAUGAGCGAAUCUCAAGCCAUGAGAUUUACAGUUACAAAAACUGAUUCGAGAAGAGGUUUUAUUGCAGUAAAUAUACAUAUAACUAAUGUCCAGAUUUCGGACGCUGCUGUGUAUAUAUUCAAAUUGAUUUUGUUUGAUCACCCGCAUAACUUCCACAGAACGUUGAGGAAAGAGGUAGAAGUUUUCAUUCCCCGUGGUCGUGCAACGUGUAAAAUUAGAAAUAGUGCUUACUCAUCCCAUUUGCGUGAGGUACACUGCAAAGCUGAUACAAGAGGACAUAAUACCACCAUAACGUGUUUUCAAAACGGAAUGAAGGCCCCUUAUAAAUGUCGUCAUCAAAAAUCAAACCAACAUGAUAUGUCACAUACACAUACUCAUCGGACAUUUUGGUUGAGUAAAUUUGGUGAUGUCUCGUGUUGUUCACACGAAACAAAAGUUAAUGUAAAUGAAAGUACUUGUGUUGAUUUUAGAGGAAAUUAUCAGUCAUAUGAAAAGCCUGUAAGUUCGAGUAGGCCUAGUAUGGUUCCUGAAAUCUCAUUUGAUCCCACAUCCAUGAAGCCCUACCUAGCACCAACAGAUUCGGGGUGUAGUAAACACGACGUAAAUUUUAUAUUCGAGUCAUUUCUUCUUGUAGCUACGAUCUAUAUUCUACAUGUAUCAACUUGCUCUCAUUCAUGUGUAAUAACCUAGUGUAAGAGUCAAUACAGGUAUUCCGCUGUUUUCUUUUUCGUUUCGUGGUCAAAUUAUCAUUGUAUUACUAUACAUCUCAAAUAUUCAUACCAUGUGAUACAUCACCCAAGUGAAAGCCAUUUACAACAUCAAAAGACAAAGGACAAUCAAUGGUGAUCACUGAAGUAAAGAUUUUAUUCAUGAUUAUUAUACAUAAUGAUUAUGUAACACGUGGUAUACUAAAAAAUAUGGACAAUUCGUCGGAAAAACGAAAGUUAUACUUCCGACGACCUCUACUAUAAAAUGAUUAAAAUCGUUUACUGAUGGUUUAUAAUGAUAUCAUUUUUUUUCUACUGUUUGACUCAGAUGAUAAAUUAUGUCUUGUUUUGAUAGAAAUAUGACGCAUGACCAUGCCAUAUUAACACAUUUCAACGUCUUCCAAAUGUAAUUAGUUGCUUAAAAGAACUAUAAUUAUGAAAUAUAAUAUGGCAUUUAUGUAAACAGUGCUUUUCAAUUGAAAAUCAAUAUUAUCCUACCCAUUUCACUAAUAUAUCUUUGAUUUUAUUACGUACAUGCAUCUACCUCGUAUUGUUUUUAAAUAUUGUGAUAUGAAAAAUAAAUACCAAUACCAACAUGAUUUGAGUGUUGUCGCACCUUGUAUGAGCGGAUGGUAUUAUUUGUGUAGUCAAUAAAAAAAUCAAGAAUAAAGAAAAUUGUAAAUAAUGAAUGUAUCUCAUGUAAAUAUUUGUAGAAAUGAUGGGAAGGAAAUGGGAAAUAUCUUAGUCAGUCUUUAUCCAAAUGGUUUACUAGGAAAUGGUCUAAUUCGAAGGUAAUAAUACUAAUAACAAUAAUAAUAAGCUCGUCUGACACCAACAUGUCUAAAUAGAGUUGGUCUACUACCUAUUGAGUAUAUCAACCAUUUGGUCAAAACAUGAAUUGGUCUAUCACUCACUUGGUCUAAUUGUCAUUUGGUCUAAUGUCCAGAUGGUAUAAUGACUUCGCGUACUUACUUUUUUUUGCACUUUGUCAAAUUGAAAUAAGGUUCAUAAACAGUUUACCUAACCAGCGGUGUUAGACCAAAUGGAUAUAGGAUGAAAUUGAUAUCGUCUUACUGGAAAUUAGACAAAUUGGCAAAGGGACGACAUAGCAAUUGCACAAAAGGCAUCAUAGACGAAGUGAAUGCUGACAC